UAAUGUUUUAGGAAUCUUAUUCCAAAAUCUCUUCUCGGCUUAAAGGAUGAUUAAAUAAGUGGGAAAACCACGAAUUGGUAAUUAAAUAGGUCCUAUAUAGUGUGACACCGGAGACGACAACGUCAUUUCCUUGCGCCAACGGAGAAAUUAAGCCGCGCGUCAUUACCAGACGAUGCUUAGUUUGUGUGCCUUUUAUGCUGAUAUUUUUUUUACUUGUUUUGUUACCUUCACCUUCGCUGACGAUCGCAUUUGGCUGUUUAGAUUAUCUGAUAAUCGUGGUAUUAAUUGUCAUAAGAUAAAAUGAAUAACGAGGAAAAACCAGGGAACAGUUGGGCAGUGGAAGGUGAUAAGCCCGCACGAGACGAACAAGAUGCAAUUCUGGCGCGACUCAGUGAUAUGUUUGGCGAAGUUGUCUCUUCCGACAAUAUUUUGACUGUCUGCAAUUUACUCAAGUGGCAACUGGAAGAUUGCAUCGAAGCGUUGAUUAGUUUGGGCUUAGAAAAGGAGGAAAAUACAAGCGACCACCAAGUGCUCACGAAUCCACAAAACAACAUCGAACGUAGAAUAGAAAGUACUCUCUGUUCGGAGCCCGUAACAUCAGCAGAAGUGAGUGUAAUCAACAUGGGUCCAGGAAGCCGAAAUUUGGGCGCCAUUCCAAAAUAUGCACUAAAAGCAAACAAUGCGAGCGAGAGACCGCACAGCGUGCGGAACGUGAACCAACUCCACCCCAACAACAUGGCAAACCUUCAAAAGCAACUUUCCUUGCAUCGUAAAGCGCCGCCUAGUAGAGUAAGGCAGUUAGAGCCUCUCCUGGGCAAAAUUCGACGAGGCUAUAAGAUCUUAGUGUUGAUGCGGGGACCUCCGGGCAGCGGGAAGUCUCAUCUGGCAAAGGAGAUUGUCCAGGCGACAGUCCCGGGUAGCGACUAUCGUAAUCACAUCUUUAGCACGGAUGAUUACUUUAUCGACCGCAACGGAAACUAUAUAUUUCGACCGGACGAGUUAUCUGUGGCUCACGCAACGAAUCAAAGGAGAGUUCACCAUCAAGCGAUGAACAGUUGGAGUCCAAUCAUCGUCGAUAACACAAAUAUCAGAAUUUGGGAAAUGUCUGACUAUGUGAAGAUUGCGGUGGAGUGCGGUUAUCUCAUUGAAAUUGUCGAGCCAAGAACACCGUGGAGCCAGAAGGCUGGGAAAUUAGCAGAAAAGAAUCGACAUGGUGUGCCGAAGGAGAAGAUCCAGUCUAUGUUGGAUAACUACGAGAAGGUAUCGGUGCCUCAGCUGCUAAAGAUUUACAACUGUAAAUAUUCCGAUACAGUACCUCAAUUACGUCUACUGCCUUCUGUUGUUGCACGAAUGAUGCCUAAAAUGCAACGACAAACCCGCAAAAGUAAAUCUAUUAAAGAUGUUGAAACCCAGAGCCAACCGAGCGAUGAUGAUGUUUUUGUAAACACACGAGAUGAGAAAGUGGAAGACGAAGAUGAGAAUAAUAUAGUUUUCUCUGCUGAGGACAUUGGAGACAACUGGAAGAGCUAUGAAGAGGAGAGUGAAGAAUAUUGGCAGGAGAAGCAGGCGGAAGAUGGAUUGAUAGAAAUAGUGGAAGAGUUACCGAAGCCUCCGCGACGUACAAACCAUCGGAAAGAAGGAGCAUCACCCACUUCCCAACAACAGAAAGAUUUGGACACCCGUGAGAACGAAAAUCAAGAAAAUGAGACGAGUAAGAGCGAAGAAUCAGCCCCUGAAAAUGAUCAAGAAUCUCCCAGGAUCACUGAGAGAUCUAUGGAACCAGAGAACGUAUCAGAGAAGUUGGAAAAGCAUGUUGUCGGCUGUGAAAAUGAAAAUCAAUUAUUCGCAACUCUUCGGCAAAUUUACCCGAAUAAGCAAAUUGAUGGCUUAUGGGAUCUUUUUGAAAAAUGCCAAGGAAAUAUAGAUUGGACUGUUGAUAUUUUGCUGAAAGACGAUUCGUGUGUCGAUCAACAGUUAGACGAAAUCCUUCCGAAUAUCUACUGUAACUGUAAAUUCAAAGGUCAAGAGGCGGAAUAUGAAGAAAGUGCUGAAAACGUAAAAAUAAGCGAAGAAGUAAAAAAUCUAAUGAGUCCGAAAAAGCAAAGAGUGAAGCGAGAUAAGUCCAAUAAAAAUGUAAGUGAUUUGCAAGACAUCAAAAAGUCGAUCGAAAUGCAAUUUGUAUUGGGUGAUCAGCAUUAUUCUGAACGAACGAAAAGGAUUCGGAAUUUGCGUCAUGGCAUGAAUGGUGGCAAUGAUCAGGCAGUUAAUCUGGAGCAAACAUCCGAAAGUGACGAUAUUCAAGUGGCCAUUGAAGCAAAAGAAAACGAUGAUAUGGUAUCCGACGUUGAAGAAGGGGAGGUUGUGGAGAUUGUCUUGGGUGACUCUAUGGUCGAACAACUGUCCAAUAUGUUCGAAUUGGAUUUGAUUCCAAAAAACAUGAUAAGGGAUCUAAAAACGAAUGUUUUCAUUCCAAAGUCAUUAGCUUAUCAACUCUAUCUCAUUUGGGUGGAAUCCGUGUACAAUCAAGUUGAAGAGCAAAAAUACAAAACCCUAAAAGAAGACGAGGAAUUAGCAAAAAUGCUAUCCUUGCAACGCGACAACAAACAGUGUACAGACGUGAAGAGCCUCGGAGAAGAGCUUGUAACCCAAUUAUAUAGUGCAGAUCGCAACAGCUGGGAUUCAAAUGGAGAAGAUCUGGCAUCGCAUUUAACCAAACUGAAAUUGUGCGAACAGUUUCCGAAAAUCGGACAACAGACACUAUUCGAAACACUGGGAACUCUUGACAAUCGAUAUGAAGACACAGUUCAAAUCCUACAGGAUACGUUCCAACAACAAAGCGAAGCAGUAUCACAGGAAACUGAGACGCAAGGAGAUGCCGACGGGGAUAUGGAUAUGGGAAAGAUGCCUUCUCAGGUACAUCUUGAUUCAGCAUUCUCUGCAGGGAACAACUUGAGCCCCGAAGAAGCGAAGAAAAUUGCUCUACACAACUUUGAAAUCAAUCGAAAUAUGGCUGUUCACCAUAGCCAGUUGAAGGCCGAAUGUUACCAGAAGGCGAAGCAAGCUAUUCAGAGGGGAAAUACUGCUGUUGCGGUUUACUAUUCCCAGAUAGCUGACUUGCAUAAACAAAAGGUCGAUACGUACAACCACACGGCUGCGAAUUAUAUCGUUGCUGUCCACGAUGUCACCCAGAAUAAUCCAGAUUUCAUUGAUUUGCAUUACUUGCACGUAUCUGAAGCCGAGCAAUGCUUGGAUGUGUUUGUUGACAAGCACAUACGCAAAUUGAAAAGUAUAAAUAAAGCCUACAAAUAUAUUUUUAUAAUAACUGGUCGUGGAUUGCACAGCGCGGGCGGUGUCUCUAUAAUCAAGAACAAAGUAAAGUCCAGACUGAAGGAGCGUAACUUAAACUGGACUGAACUAAACCCUGGCCUAUUGAAGGUAAAAGUUUUCUCUACGUCUAAAUUCGCACACAAGACAAGCAUUUGAUCCACGUUAAAAUUCUACAUGACCACUAUCGACAUUCUUAUUUGAACAAAAUAGAUCUAAGUUCGGAGUGUCUACGACAAUUUGUCUGCGAUGUAAACCGCAAAUUGCAUGAAGACAAUUUACAAUACAAACCAUUUUCACCGAUGCUGAACGCGACGUCAAUGUCUUAAGUUUCAAUUUGAAACGUAUUUGUUAAUUUCUUUUCGUUAUAAAGAAUGUGAUUUUAUUUGAAUAGUGGUUGAAUUGUACCUGUUGAAUAUUUUAUUUUUAUAUUAUUAAAAAAGUGAAAACUACACUUUGAAGAUGUAGUGAUUUUAAUGGAAACAAAAGAAUUAUUGUUUCGGGAGUUAUUUUUUAAAAAUCACAAAAGUCAUUAAGGGAAUACCCGAAGACGCUGACGCUUCUGAUAUUUCGGUCUCAUAUUUUUAUACUCCAUGCAGGAAAUAUAGUUAGUUAAAUAAAAAAGAACAUUAUGUUUAUAUGUGGUUCUAUCGGAACUACUAGUCACUUGAA
Messenger RNA from Hermetia illucens (black soldier fly), 3996 nucleotides. RefSeq names its product NEDD4-binding protein 2. Bases 301 to 3483 code for a protein of 1060 amino acids. The transcript has 4 exons. The record is from RefSeq and is a predicted model, not a curated record. NCBI's taxonomy places the organism in Eukaryota, Metazoa, Arthropoda, Insecta, Diptera, Stratiomyidae.